Molecule: messenger RNA, 1596 nt
Organism: Zea mays
Lineage: Eukaryota; Viridiplantae; Streptophyta; Magnoliopsida; Poales; Poaceae
Product: WD repeat-containing protein 57
Exons: 2
Coding region: 167-1201 (344 amino acids)
Cellular component (GO): catalytic step 2 spliceosome
Molecular function (GO): RNA binding; protein binding
Source: RefSeq, marked provisional
CCCCAGCUCACCGCGCGCGCUCUCUCAGUCUCUCCUUCUCUUGUGGCCACGACGAGCGACAUUCGCUACUCGCUACCGUCCUACGCCAGGUGCCCCAGGUCUUCUUCGGUUCCUUCGCCGGCGACGAACGCUACCAGGAACUUGAUCUUAUAUUGCAAACUUCAAGAUGUUCUCUGCUCCAGGCAACAAUUAUUUGGCUCUUGUAGCCUCACGACCAGGGAUGGAGCUGGCUAAUUUUCAACAACAACCAAACCAGGCUCCUGGUCCUGGAGGAAAACAGCGCACAUCCAGCCUGGAGGCACCAAUAAUGCUACUUACUGGUCACCAGAGUGCUAUAUACUGCAUGAAGUUCAAUCCUGCAGGAACUGUGAUAGCAUCAGGUUCCCAUGACAAGGAUAUCUUCUUAUGGCUUGCCCAUGGUGAAUGUAAGAACUUCAUGGUACUGAGAGGGCACAAGAAUGCUAUUCUUGAUCUUCAGUGGACUACUGAUGGGACCCAGAUCAUCUCUGCAAGCCCUGACAAGACUCUGAGGGUCUGGGACGUUGAGACUGGCAAACAAGUUAAGAAGAUGGCUGAGCACUCAUCAUUCGUCAACUCAUGCUGCCCAGCGCGGAAGUGGCCACCUCUUGUGGUUAGCGGUUCAGACGAUGGUACAGCAAAGCUGUGGGACUUGCGUCAGAGAGGUGCAAUACAAACUCUCCCCGACAAAUAUCAGAUCACAGCUGUUAGCUUCUCAGAGGCAGCAGAUAAGGUAUUCACUGGUGGCCUGGACAACGAUGUCAAGUGGUGGGAUCUUCGCAAGAACGAAGUGACAGAACAUCUCAAAGGGCAUCAGGACAUGAUCACUGGGAUGCAGCUUAGCCCUGAUGGAUCUUACCUCCUGACCAAUGCGAUGGAUAACGAGCUCAAGAUCUGGGAUCUGCGCCCUUACGCGCCAGAGAACCGGAACAUCAAAACUCUUACAGGUCACCAGCAUAACUUUGAGAAGAACCUGUUGAAGUGUAGCUGGUCACCCGAUAACCGCAAGGUCACUGCCGGGAGCGCGGACCGCAUGGUCUACAUCUGGGACACAACGUCAAGGCGCAUCCUGUACAAGCUUCCUGGGCACAACGGUUCUGUCAAUGAGACUGCGUUCCAUCCCACUGAGCCGAUCAUUGGAUCCUGCGGCAGCGACAAACAGAUCUUCCUUGGGGAACUUUAAGUGACUAUGGCAGUGGCUGGCAGACCCAAUGCCAGAGGCUCCCACAUCACUGGGAUGUUCUUGUGACACUUUGAUGAGGAGAAAAAGAGGCACUGACAUCCCCAUUCCUUCGCCUGAAAAUCGGAAUACUCAGUUUGGCUGAUCAGGAUUUGUCAUUUGUAGAUUGUCUUAGCCUGUUUAGCCCAGUUGUUGACAAACCGCUCCAUGGCUUUGUACUCUCUGACUUUCCGACCUUAAACUUGAUGCGGUGCUUGAAGAUCACCGAUUGAAUGUACUGUGUCUAGAACCUCACUCUCUGGAGCUUGCCUGCUGUAGUUAUGUACGGCUCUGCCAUAUUGUUAAUCUUUCCUAGUCACCUGAAACUAGCUGGAGAAGUGAUCUUUUCUAGUUGCCUG